Macrosiphum euphorbiae (potato aphid) is the source of this 222-nucleotide messenger RNA. The record is from the annotation of a GenBank genome assembly. Lineage: Eukaryota; Metazoa; Arthropoda; Insecta; Hemiptera; Aphididae.
AUGGGAGAAUCGGUUAGUCCUUGCUGGUUGCCACACCGUCCAUGUGACCCGGCCACGGCCCUAUCGGGUAACGGAUCCACGAAUAUUCGUGAUAAGCUAUCACCCAAGGAGGUGUGUCUGAUUCACGAUCCGAAUCAUUUGCAAAUUGGUGCACCGAUGGCGCUGCCCAAAGAAACGUGUGCGCGAGCAGAUGACGAACUGCCCGGUGGGUCAUACGAUUGA